Messenger RNA from Cynocephalus volans (Philippine flying lemur), 13078 nucleotides. It is a transcript of the gene PRKDC, whose product is annotated as protein kinase, DNA-activated, catalytic subunit. Lineage: Eukaryota; Metazoa; Chordata; Mammalia; Dermoptera; Cynocephalidae. Gene Ontology annotation, biological process: double-strand break repair via nonhomologous end joining; intrinsic apoptotic signaling pathway in response to DNA damage; immunoglobulin V(D)J recombination. The coding region runs from base 1 to 12402 and encodes 4133 amino acids. Gene Ontology annotation, cellular component: nucleus. Gene Ontology annotation, molecular function: protein binding; DNA-dependent protein kinase activity. The record is from RefSeq and is a predicted model, not a curated record. The transcript is spliced from 86 exons.
AUGGCGGGCGGCGGCCCCGGGCCUCAGGCCCGCCUGCUGCAGCUGCAGGAGUGCCUGUCCGCCGCGGACCGCUGCGGCGCCGCCGUGGACGGCCACCAGCUGAUCCGCGGCCUGGGCCAGGAGUGCGUGCUGAGCGCCAGCCCCGCGGCGCUGGCAUUACAGACUUCCUUAGUUUUUUCCAGAGAUUUUGGUUUGCUUGUAUUUGUUCGGAAAUCACUUAGCAUUGAUGAAUUUCGUGAUUGCAGAGAAGAAGUCCUAAAAUUUUUAUGUAUUUUCUUAGAAAAAAUUGGCCAGAAGAUCAUGCCAUACUCUCUUGAUAUUAAGAAUAUUUGUACCAGCGUUUAUACAAAAGAUAGAGCUGCUAAAUGUAAAAUCCCAGCCCUAGACCUUCUCAUUAAGUUACUCCUGACUUUGAGAAGUUCUAGACUCAUUGAUGAAUUCAAAGUUGGAGAAUUAUUUAGUAAAUUCUAUGGAGAACUUGCAUUGAAAACAAAAAUACCAGAUACAGUUUUAGAAAAAGUAUAUGAACUCCUAGGAGUAUUAGGUGAAGUUCAUCCCAGUGAGAUGAUAAAUAAUUCAGAAAACUUGUUCCGUGCAUUUCUGGGUGAACUUAGAACCCAGAUGACAUCAGCAGUAAGAGAGCCCAAACUACCUCUUGUGGCUGGAUGUCUGAAGGGCUUGUCUUCACUUCUGUGUAACUUCACUAAGUCCAUGGAAGAAGAUCCCCAGACAUCAAGAGAGAUUUUUGAUUUUGCACUAAAGGCAAUUCGUCCUCAGAUUGAUCUGAAGAGAUAUGCUGUGCCCUUAGCUGGCUUACGCUUAUUCACCCUGCACGCAUCUCAAUUUAGCACCUGCCUUCUGGACAACUACGUUUCUUUAUUUGAAGUACUGUCAAAAUGUUGUAGCCAUACAAAUGUAGAAUUGAGAAAAGCUGCACAUUCAGCUCUGGAAUCCUUCCUGAAACAGGUUUCUUCUAUAGUGGCAAAAGACGCAGAUAUGCAUAAGAGUAAGCUGCAGUACUUUAUGGAACAGUUCUACGGAAUCAUCAGAAAUGUGGAUUCAAACAAGAAGUUAUCCAUUGCUAUUCGUGGAUAUGGACUUUUUGCAGGACCUUGCAAGGUUAUAAAUGCAAAAGAUGUUGACUUCAUGUACGUUGAGCUCAUCCAGUGCUGCAAACAAAUGUUCCUCACCCAGACAGACACUGUUGAUGACCAUGUUUAUCAGAUGCCAAGUUUCCUCCAGUCUAUUGCAAGUGUCCUGCUCUACAUUGACACAGUUCCUGAGGUAUAUACUCCAGUUCUGGAGCAUCUCAUGGUGGUGCAGAUAGACAGUUUCCCACAAUAUAGUCCAAAAAUGCAGUUGGUGUGUUGUAGAGCCAUCGUGAAAGUUUUCCUAGCCUUAGCAGAAAAAGGACCAGUUCUUUGGAAUUGCAUUAGUACUGUGGUGCAUCAGGGUUUAAUCAGAAUAUGUUCUAAACCAGUGAUCCUUCAAAAGGACGCUGAGUCUGAGUCUGAAGAUCAUCGUGCCUUGGGAGAAGUCAGAACGGGCAAGUGGAAAGUGCCUAUGUGCAAAGACUAUGUGGCUCUUUUUAGGAAUCUCCUGAGCUGUGACCAGAUGAUGGAUUCUAUUUUAGCAGAUGAAGAAUUUCUCUUUGUGAAUUCCUCCCUUCAAAGUCUGAAUCGCUUACUAUAUGAUGAAUUCGUAAAAUCUGUUUUGAAGAUUGUUGAGAAAUUGGAUCUUACACUAGAAAAACUGACUGUUGGGGAUCAAGAGGAUGGAGAUGAGGCUACUGGUGUUUGGGUGAUCCCGACUUCAGAUCCAACGGCUAACUUGCAUCCUGCUAAACCUAAAGAUUUUUCAGCUUUCAUUAACCUGGUGGAAUUUUGCAGAGAGAUUCUCCCUGAGAAACAAGUGGGAUUUUUUGAACCGUGGGUGUACUCAUUUGCCUACAGAUUAAUUUUGCGGUCUACACGGCUGCCACUCAUCAGUGGCUUCUACAAGUUGCUUUCUAUUGCAGUGAAAAAUGCCAAGAAAAUAAAAUAUUUUGAGGGGGUUAGUCCAAAGAGUCUGAAACACUCUCCUGAGGACCCAGAAAAGUAUUCUUGCUUUGCAUUAUUUGCAAAAUUUGGUAAAGAGGUAUCAGUUAAAAUGAAGCAAUACAAAGAUGAACUUUUGGCCUCCUGUUUGAACUUUGUUCUGUCCCUGCCACAUGACAUCAUUGAACUUGAUGUCAGAGCCUACAUUCCUGCCUUGCAGAUGGCUUUCAAACUGGGCCUAAGCUAUACCCCGUUGGCAGAAGCAGGCUUGCAUGCCCUAGAAGAAUGGUCAGUUUACAUCCACAAACAUGUAAUUCAGCCUUAUUACAAAGACAUUCUCCCCUACCUUGACGCAUACUUGAUGACUUCAGCUUUAUCAGAUGUGACCAAGAAUAACUGGGAAGUGUCAGCACUUUCUCGGGCUGCACAGAAAGGAUUUAAUAAAGUUGUGUUAAAGCAUCUGAAAAAGACAAAGAACAUUUCAUCAAAUGAAGCACUGUCCUUAGAGGAAAUAAGAAUUAGAGUAGUACAAAUGCUUGGAUCUCUAGGAGGACAAAUAAACAAAAAUCUUUUAACAGCUGCAUCCUCAGACGAAAUGAUGAAGCAGUGUGUGGCCUGGGACACAGAGAAGAAGCUCAGCUUUGCCGUGCCAUUCAGAGAGAUGAAGCCUGCCAUUUACCUGGACGUGUUCUUGCCUCGGGUCACAGAGUUAGCUCUCUCAGCUAGUGACAGACAAACUAAAGUUGCAGCUUGUGAACUUUUACAUAGCAUGGUUAUGUUUAUGCUGGGAAAAGCCACUCAAAUGCCUGAAGGUGGUCAGGGCUCCCCACCCAUGUACCAGCUCUAUAAGCGAACUUUUCCUGUGCUGCUCCGACUUGGGUGUGACGUAGAUCAGGUGACAAGGCAGCUGUAUGAACCUCUGGUUAUGCAGUUGAUUCACUGGUUCACUAACAAUAAGAAAUUUGAAAGUCAGGAUACUGUCGCCUUACUGGAAGCUAUACUGGAUGGAAUUGUGGACCCCGUUGACAGUACUUUAAGAGAUUUUUGUGGUCGGUGUGUUCGAGAAUUUCUCAAAUGGUCCAUUAAGCAAACAACGCCACAGCAGCAAGAAAAGAGUCCAGCAAAUACCAAAUCGCUUUUCAAGCGACUGUACAGCUUUGCACUUCACCCCAGUGCUUUCAAGAGGCUGGGAGCAUCACUCGCGUUUAAUAAUAUCUACAGGGAAUUCAGGGAAGAAGAGUCUCUGGUAGAACAGUUUGUGUUUGAAGCCUUAGUGAUAUACAUGGAAAGUCUGGCCUUAGCACAUAUGGACGAGAAAUCCUUAGGAACAAUUCAGCAGUGUUGUGAUGCCAUUGGUCAUCUCAGGCACAUCAUUGAAAAGAAGCACAUUUCUUUAAACAAAGCCAAAAAACGACGUUUGCCACGAGGAUUUCCACCUUCGGCAUCGUUGUGUUUAUUGGACCUGGUUAAGUGGCUUUUAGCCCAUUGUGGGAGGCCCCAGACAGAAUGUCGACACAAAUCCAUAGAACUCUUUUAUAAAUUUGUUCCUUUAUUGCCAGGCAACAAAUCCCCUUCUUUAUGGCUGAAAGAGAUAAUUGAGAAAGAGGAUAUUUCUUUCCUCAUAAACGCGUUUGAGGGUGGUGGUGGCAGUGAUCGGCCCUCAGGCAUCCUUGCUCAGCCAACCCUUCUCCAUCUGCCAGGGCCAUUCAGCCUGCGGGCAGCCCUGCAGUGGCUGGACCUGCUCCUGGCUGCCCUGGAGUGCUAUAAUACAUUCAUCGCAGAGAAGACUUUGGACAUGCUCGAGGUCCUGGGUACUCCAGCACAGUCUUCACUUUUGAAAGCAGUGGCUUUCUUUUUAGAAAGCAUUGCGAUGCAUGAUAUUACAGCAGCAGAAAAGUGCUUUGGCACUGGGGCAGCAAGUAGCAGACCCAGCCCACAAGAGGAAGAAGGGUAUAACUACAGCAAAUGCACAAUCAUUGUCAGGAUUAUGGAAUUUAGCACAACUCUGCUCAACACCUCCCCAGAAGGGUGGAAGCUCCUGGAAAAGGAUUUGUGUAACACAAACCUUGUGAAACUCUUAGUGCAAACGCUGUGUGAGCCCGUGAGCAUAGGUUUUGACAUUGGUGAUGUCCAGGUUAUGGAUCAUCUUCCUAGUGUUUGUGUCAACCUGGUGAAAGCAAUGAAGAAGUCCCCGUGUAGAGACCUUCUCGAGACUUACCUGAAGGAAACAAUAAGAGUGCAGAGCAUUGAGGAGCUUUGUGCUGCUGACUUGUAUGGCCCUGAUGCUCAAGUGAUCAAGCCCAGGCUGGCUUCCAUCCUGUCAGUGUGCAGACAGCUUCACAGAGCUGAUGCUUUGCAUGUAAUAGUUCCAUCUGAGUCUACAGAUCUGCAUCAUUCUAUUGGCACAAAACUUCUUUCCCUCGUUUAUAAAGGCAUCGCACCUCGAGAUGAGCGACAGUGUCUGCCUUCUCUAGACCCUAGUUGUAAGCAACUGGCCAGUGGACUUCUGGAGUUGGCCUUUGCUUUUGGAGUACUGUGUGAGCACCUCGUGAGUCUUCUCCUGAACACAGCAGUGUUGUCUGUGCCAUCUUUGGGCAGCUCACAGAGAAGCAUCAUCAGCUUCACCCAUGGGGAGUAUUUCUACAGCUUGUUCUCAGAAACGAUCAACACAGAGUUGUUGAAAAAUCUAGAUCUUGCUGUAUUGGAGCUCAUGAAAUCAUCAGUGGAUAAUCCCAAAAUGGUGAGUGCCAUUUUGAAUGGUAUGCUAGAUCAGAGCUUCAGGGAUCGAGCCAGUCAGAAAAACCAAGGACUGGAACUUGCGACUACAAUUCUGCAGAACUGGAGGAAGUGUGACUCAUGGUGGGCCAGGGAUUCUGCUCCCGAGAGUAAAAUGGCAGUGCUGGCCUUGCUGUCAAAAAUUUUACAGAUUGAUUCAUCUGUAUCUUGUCAUACAAAUCACAGCUCCUUCCCUGAAGUCUUUACGACCUAUGUUAGCUUACUUGCCGAUUCAAAGUUGGGACUACACUUAAAGAGUCAAGCUAUAAUUCUUCUUCCAUUCUUCACCAAUCUUACUGGAGACAGUCUGGAGCAUCUUAAGUGUGUUCUUGAAAAGCUUAUUGUUUCUAAUUUCCCUAUGAAGUCUGAUGAAUUUCCCCCGGGAACUUUGCGAUACAGUAAUUAUGUGGAUUGCUUGAAAAAGUUUCUAGAUGCGUUGGAAUUAUCUCAGAGUCCCAUAUUGUUACAGUUGAUGACAGAAAUUCUUUGUCGGGAACAGCAACAUAUUAUGGAAGAAUUAUUUCAGUCCACUUUCAAAAAGAUUGCUAGAAAGAGUUCGUGCAUCACACAGGUAAGCCUUCUGGAAAGUGUGUACAGAAUGUUCAGGAGGGAUGACCUGCUUUCAAACUUCACUCGCCAAGCAUUUGUGGAUCGUUGUCUCCUCACUCUGCUGUGGCACUGUAGCCUGGACGCUUUGAGAGCAUUCUUUAGCGAGAUUGUGGUGGAUGCCGUCGAUGUGUUGAAGUCAAGGUUUACAAAGCUAAAUGAAUCUACCUUUGAUACUCAAAUCACCAAGAAGAUGGGCUAUUAUAAGAUGCUGGAUGUGAUGUAUUCUCGUCUUCCAAAAGAUGAUGUUCACUCUGAGGAAUCUAAAAUUAGUCAAGUUUUUCAUGGCUCAUGCAUUAUAGAAGGAAGCGAACUUACAAAGACACUGAUUAAAUUGUGCCACGAUGCAUUUACAGAGAACAUGGCAGGGGAGAAUCAGCUGCUGGAGAGGAGAAGACUUUACCAUUGUGCUGCAUACAACUGUGCUAUUUCUCUUGUCUGCUGUGUCUUCAGUGAAUUAAAAUUUUACCAAGGUUUUCUGUUCAGUGAAAAACCAGAAAAGAAUUUGCUUAUUUUUGAAAAUCUGAUAGACUUGAAGCGCUGCUAUACGUUUCCUGUAGAAGUUGAUGUUCCUAUGGAAAAAAAGAAAAAAUACAUUGAAAUUAGGAAAGAAGCCAGGGAAACAGCAAAUGGGGAUCCAGAUGGUCCUCAUUAUAUGUCUUCCUUGUCGUAUUUGGCAGACAGUAGCCUGAGUGAGGAAAUGAGUCAGUUUGAUUUCUCAACUGGAGUUCAGAGCUAUUCAUACAGCUCUCAAGACCCUAAGUCUACCACUGGUCGUUUUCGGAGACGGGAACAUCCAGACCCCAUGAUCCAGGAAGACACCCUGGAAUUGGAGAUGGACGAGCUCAAUGGCCAUGAGUGCAUGACCACCAUGACAGCCCUGAUGAAGCACAUGCACAGAAGGCUGGGCUUCCCUGGAGGAGAAGAGGGUUCAGUGCCAAGAGAUCUUCCUCCUUGGAUGAGGUUUCUUCAUGACAAACUGGGAAACCCAUCAGUACCAUUAAAUAUCCGUCUUUUCUUAGCCAAGCUUGUUAUUAAUGCAGAAGCGGUCUUUCGCCCUUAUGCAAAGUACUGGCUUAGCCCCUUGCUGCAGCUGGCUGUUUCUGAAAACAAUGGAGGAGAAGGAAUUCACUACAUGGUGGUUGAGAUAGUGGCUACUGUUCUUUCAUGGACAGGCGUGGCUACUCCUACAGGGGUCCCUAAAGAUGAAGUAUUAGCAAAUCGACUGCUUCAUUUCCUAAUGAAACAUGUCUUUCAUCCAAAAAGAGCUGUAUUCAGACACAACCUUGAAAUUAUAAAAACCCUUGUUGAAUGCUGGAAGGACUGUUUAUCCAUCCCUUACAGGUUAAUAUUUGAAAAGUUUUCCAGUAAGGACCCUAGUUCUAAAGACAAUGCAGUAGGGAUUCAGUUACUAGGCAUUGUAAUGGCCAAUGGCUUGCCUCCCUACGACCCAGCAUGUGGCAUAGACAGCAUCAGAUAUUUUCAAGCUUUGGUCAAUAAUAUGUCCUUUGUAAAACAUAAAGAAGUAUAUGCAGCAGCGGCAGAAGUUCUGGGACUUGUUCUUCGAUAUGUUACUGAGAGAAAAAAUGUGCUGGAGGAGUCCGUGUGUGAACUGGUUGUAAAGCAGUUGAAGCAACAUCAGAACACUAUGGAGGACAAGUUUAUUGUGUGCUUGAACAAAGUGGCAAAGAGCUGCCCUCCUCUUGCUGACAGGUUCAUGAAUGCCGUGUUCUUCCUGCUGCCGAAAUUUCAUGGGGUGAUGAAGACACUUUGCCUAGAGGUGGUGCUUUGUCGUGCAGAGGUGAUGAUGGACCUGUAUAUCCAGCUAAAGAGCAAGGACUUUGUUCAGGUCAUGAGACAUAGAGAUGAUGAAAGACAAAAAGUGUGUUUGGAUAUAAUUUAUAAGAUGAUGGCAAAAUUGAAACCAGUAGAACUCCGAGAACUUCUGAACCCUGUUGUAGAAUUCAUUUCCCAUCCUUCUCCAGCGUGUAGGGAACAAAUGUAUAAUAUUCUCAUGUGGAUUUAUGAUAAUUACAGAGAUCCAGAAAGUCAAACAGAUGGUGACUCCCAGGAAAUAUUUAAGUUGGCAAAAGAUAUGCUGAUUCAAGGACUGAUCGAUGAGAACCUUGGGCUGCAAUUAAUUAUUCGAAAUUUCUGGAGCCAUGAAACUAGGUUACCUUCAAAUACCUUGGACCGAUUGUUGGCACUAAAUUCCUUGUAUUCUCCUAAGAUAGAAGUGCACUUUUUAAGUUUAGCAACAAAUUUUCUGCUUGAACUGACCAGCAUGAGCCCAGAUUAUCCAAACCCCAUGUUCGAGCAUCCUCUGUCAGAAUGCGAAUUUCAGGAAUGUACCAUUGAUUCUGACUGGCGUUUCCGAAGUACUGUUCUCACUCCGAUGUUUGUUGAGACCCAGGCCUUCCAGAGUGCUCUCCACACCCAAACCCAGGGAGGGUCCCUCUCAACGCGAGUGCCGGUGGCUGGGCAAAUAAGGGCCACCCAACAGCAGUAUGAUUUCACACCUACACAAACUGCAGAGGGAAGAAGCUCGUUUAAUUGGCUGACCGGGAGCAGUAUCGACCCACUGGUGGACUAUACGGUCUCCUCAUUGUCUGAUUCCCUGUCUUCCUCCCUGCUAUUUGCCCACAAGAGAAGUGAAAAGUCACAGAGGGCACCCUUGACAUCAGUGGGACCUGAUUUUGGGAAACACAGGCUGGGCCUUCCAGGGGAUGAGGUGGACAGCAAAGUGAAAACCACAGACAGUCGCGCAGAAAUACUGAGAUUACGCAGACGAUUCUUAAAGGACCGAGAAAAACUCAGUUUGAUUUACACCAGAAAAGGUGUUGCUGAACAAAAACGAGAGGAGGAGAUCAAGAGUGAGUUAAAAAUGAAGCAGGACGCCCAGGUCAUCCUGUACAGAAGUUACCGUCACGGAGACCUUCCUGACAUCCAGAUUAAGCACAGCAGCCUCAUUGCCCCCUUGCAGGCCGUGGCCCAAAGAGACCCAAUAAUUGCAAAACAGCUCUUUAGCAGCUUGUUUUCUGGAAUUCUGAAAGAAAUGGAUAAAUUUAAGACGAUAUCUGAAAAAAACAGCAUCACUCAAAAGCUGCUCCAAGACUUCAAUUAUUUUCUUAAUACCACCUUCUCUUUCUUUCCACCUUUUGUCUCCUGUAUCCAGGAAAUCAGCUGCCAAUAUGAAGACUUGCUGAGCCUCGACCCUGCUGCAGUGAGUGCUGGCUGCCUAGCCAGCCUGCAGCAGCCUGUGGGCAUCCGCCUUCUGGAGGAGGCACUGCUUCACCUGGCACCUGCAGAGCCACCUGCCAAGCGAGCACGAGGGAAGACCCACCUCCCUCCUGACACCAUCAGAUGGAUGGAACUUGCUAAACUUUACAGAUCAAUUGGAGAAUAUGAUGUCCUCCGAGGUAUUUUUAGCAGUGCGAUAGGAACAAAGCAAGUCACUCAGAAUGCAUUAUUAGCAGAAGCCAGAAGUGAUUAUUCUGAAGCUGCUAAGCUGUAUGAUGAGGCUCUCAAUAAACAAGAGUGGGUGGAUGGUGAGCCUACAGAAGCCGAGAAGGACUUCUGGGAGCUGGCGUCCCUGGACUGUUACAACCACCUUGCUGAGUGGAAAUCACUCGAAUACUGUUCUACAGCCAGUGUAGACAGUGAGAACCCUCCAGAUCUAAAUAAAAUGUGGAGUGAGCCAUUUUAUCAGGAGGUGUAUUUACCUUACAUGAUGCGCAGCAAGCUGAAGUUGCUGCUGCAAGGAGAGGACGACCAGUCCCUGCUGACGUUCAUUGAUGAGGCUGUGAGCAAGGAGCUGCAGAAGGCUCUUGUGGAGCUUCACUACAGCCAGGAGCUGAGUCUUCUUUACAUCUUGCAAGAUGAUGUUGACAGAGCCAAGUAUUACAUUGACAAUGGCAUUCAGAUCUUUAUGCAGAAUUAUUCGAGUAUUGAUGUCCUCUUACACAGAAGUAGACUCACUAAAUUGCAGUCUGUGCAAGCUUUAACAGAAAUUCAGGAGUUCAUUGGCUUUAUAAGCAAACAAGGAAAUUUAUCAUCUCAAGUUCCCCUUAAGAGACUUAUAAAAACCUGGACAAACAGAUAUCCAGAUGCUAAAAUGGACCCAAUGAAUGUCUGGGAUGACAUCAUCACAAAUCGAUGUUUCUUUCUCAGCAAAAUAGAGGAGAAGUUUACUCCUCUUCCAGAUGACCAUAGUAUGAAUGUGGAUGAAGGCGGGGAUUCUGGUGAGAGAAUGGAGAUGCGUGAGUGGGAAGAAGGAGUUAGUUCCCUGAUUAAGAGCUGCAAGUUUUCCAUGAAAAUGAAGAUGGUAGAAAGUGCGAGGAAGCAGAACAAUUGCUCUCUUGCCAUGAAACUGUUGAAGGAACUACAUAAAGAGUCAAAAGCAAGAGAUGACUGGCUGGUGACAUGGGCUCAGAGCUACUGUCGGCUGAGCCACUUCCGUAGCCGCACCCAGCGCCAACCUGAGCGACUUCUGACUGUGUUGAAAACAGUCUCUUUGUUGGAUGAGAACAAGACAUCGAGCUACUUAAGUGAAAAUGUUCUGGCUUUCCGUGAUCAAAAUAUUCUCUUGGGUACAACUUACAGGAUCCUAGCUGACGCUGUCAGCAGCGAGCCAACCUGCCUUGCCGAAGUCGAGGAAAGCAAGGCUAGAAGAAUCUUGGAGCUUUCUGGGUCCAGUUCAGAAAGCACAGAGAAGGUGAUUGCGGGUCUGUACCAGAGAGCGUUCCAUCACCUCUCCAGGGCUGCACAUGUGGCUGAGGAGGAGGCCCCGCCUUAUUCCUGGGGCCAGGGGCCUGCAGCGGGGACAGUGGAUGCGUAUAUGAUGCUGGUGGAUUUCUGUGACCAACAGCUCCGCAAGGAGGAAGAGAAUGCAUCAGUUACUGAUUCUGUAGAACUGCAGACAUAUCCAGCACUUGUGGUGGAGAAAAUGUUAAAAGCUUUGAAAUUAAAUUCCAAUGAAGCCCGGUUGAAGUUUCCUAGGUUACUUCAGAUUAUAGAACAGUAUCCAGAGGAGACCUUGAGCCUAAUGACAAGAGAGAUAUCUUCCAUUCCUUGCUGGCAGUUCAUUGGCUGGAUCAGCCACAUGGUGGCCUUACUGGACAAAGAGGAAGCUGUUGCGGUUCAGCACCCUGUGGAAGAGAUUGCCAAUAACUACCCACAGGCAAUUGUCUAUCCGUUCAUGAUAAGCAGCGAAAGCUACUCCUUCCAAGAUACUUCUGCUGGUCACAAGAAUAAGGAGUUUGUGGCAAGGAUUAAAAGUAAGUUGGAUCAAGGAGGAGUUAUUCAAGAUUUUAUUAAUGCCCUGGAACAGCUCUCUAAUCCUGAACUGCUCUUUAAGGACUGGGCCAGUGAUAUAAAAGUUGAACUAGCAAAAACCCCUGUAAAUAAAAGAAACAUUGAAAAAAUGUAUGAAAGAAUGUACGCAGCCUUGGGCAACCCAAAGGCUCCAAGCCUGGGAUCCUUUAGAAUGAAGUUUAUUCAGGCCUUUGGAAAAGAAUUUGAUAAACACUUUGGGAAAGGAGGUGCUAAGCUACUGAAAAUGAAGCUCAGUGACUUCAAUGACAUUACUAACUCACUGCUUUUAAAAAUGAGCAAAGAGUCAAAGCCACCUGGGAAUCUGAAAGAAUGCUCUCCUUGGAUGAGUGACUUCAGAGUGGAGUUUCUGAGAAGUGAGCUGGAGAUUCCUGGUCAGUAUGAUGGCAGGGGAAAGCCAUUGCCGGAAUACCACACACGGAUCACUGGGUUUGAUGAGCGGGUAAAAGUAAUGGCUUCUAUCCGAAAACCAAAGCGUAUCACCAUCCGAGGCCACGAUGAGAGGGAGUACCCUUUCCUGGUGAAGGGCGGUGAGGACCUUCGGCAGGACCAGCGCGUCGAGCAGCUCUUCGAGAUCAUGAAUGUCAUCCUGUCCCGUGAUGCUGCCUGCAGCCAGAGAAACAUGCAGUUAAGAACGUACCGCAUCGUGCCCAUGACCUCCAGAUUAGGAUUAAUUGAGUGGAUUGAAAACACUGUCACCUUGAAGGACCUUCUUUUGAAUAACAUGUCACGAGAGGAAAAGGCGGCUUAUAUGAGUGAUCCCAAAGCACCAUGGUAUGAAUAUAGAGACUGGUUGACAAAAAUGUCAGGAAAACGUGAUGCUGGAGCAUAUAUGCUUAUGUAUAAGAGAGCUAAUCAUACUGAAACAGUCACGUCUUUUAGAAAAAGAGAAAGUAGAGUGCCGGCCGAUCUCUUAAAGAGAGCCUUCGUGAGGAUGAGCACAGGACCUGAGGCCUUCCUGGCGCUCCGCUCCCACUUUGCCAGCUCUCACGCUCUGAUGUGUGUCAGCCACUGGAUCCUCGGCAUCGGAGACAGACAUCUGAACAACUUCAUGGUCACCAUGGAGACGGGUGGCAUGAUUGGAAUCGACUUUGGACAUGCGUUUGGGUCAGCCACUCAGUUUCUGCCAGUGCCUGAGUUGAUGCCUUUUCGUCUAACUCGUCAGUUUAUCAGUCUGAUGUUACCAAUGAAAGAAACAGGUCUGAUGUAUAGUGUCAUGGUGCAUGCACUGAGGGCCUUUCGCUCAGACCCAGAUCUGCUUAUUAACACCAUGGAUGUGUUUGUAAAGGAGCCCUCCUUCGACUGGAAAAAUUUUGAACAGAAAAUGCUGAAAAAAGGAGGAUCAUGGGUUCAAGAAAUAAAUGUAACUGAAAAAAAUUGGUAUCCCCGACAAAAAAUAUGUUACGCUAAGAGAAAGUUAGCAGGUGCCAAUCCAGCAGUUAUUACUUGUGACGAGUUACUUCUGGGCCAUGAGAAGUCACCUGCCUUCGGGGAUUAUUUGGCUGUAGCACGAGGAAACAAAGAUCACAACGUUCGUGCCCAAGAACCAGAGAGUGGACUUUCAGAAGAGACUCAAGCAAAAUGCCUGAUUGACCAGGCGACAGACCCCAACAUCCUUGGCAGAACUUGGGAAGGAUGGGAGCCCUGGAUGUGAGGUCUGUGGGGGUCAGUAGAUAUAAAGCAUUAAAUUGGCUGAAGAAUCUCCUAAACUUUCAUUGACAACAAUCAAUGAGCCAAUUUUCCUGAAGCACUAACGAGAAGAAAUCUAUUUAGUGCUACAGUUUUAUAGCAUGAGUUUAAAUCAAGAUCAUGAUGACUAAAUGAAUAUUGGUAUGAAUCAAAGAUUAGGUUAUAAUGUAAUAAAAGAUAAGGUUAAGGUUAUAAUAGACUUAUGAUAGAACAAUUCGUAUCCAGGCUUAUCCAAGUAGUAAAUCAGGAGUAUAGCAUGAUCAGCUGUCAAAGCAUUUUAGAGCUUUGAGUUAGUGCUGUGAGUUAUAUAAACCAGCUAUCUCAAUAAAUGGUGUAAGUAUGAACAUUUCAUGGAAUGUCCUCAUUGGUUAUGGCACAUUUAAAAUAACAUCCAGGGGCUAACUGGUUAGCUCCCUUGGUUAGAGCAUGGUACUGAUUAACACCAAAGUCGAGGGUUUAGAUCCCUGUACUGGCCAGCUGCCAAGAGAAAAAACAAAGUAACACCCAGAAGACUUCGUCACUAAGACUUGGUGAGAGUAAAGCCAACAGCUUAAUUAACAUGAUGUCACAUUAUAUAAGCGGAAUAGGAAUAAUAAAAACUGUAAAGCUAUGUUUGUGGCUUCUUAUAUUUAGAAAGGACC